Messenger RNA from Struthio camelus australis, 3539 nucleotides. The record is from RefSeq and is a predicted model, not a curated record. Lineage: Eukaryota; Metazoa; Chordata; Aves; Struthioniformes; Struthionidae.
UGUUAGGGGGCAGCACGUAAUGAGUAUGAAAUGGGAGAUGCUGUCCACGAAGGGGCGGACAGGAGAGGUGGUCCCUUCAGAGGAAUGCCUUUCUUAGAAUCAGGAUUAAAAUACUGUGUUUUGACUUUGAGUAUUUGUUCUCAUCAAUUUUCUUUCAAGAGGUAUUCUCUACAGGGAGUAUUUCGACAAUUUUUUAAGUGGUCAAUCUUGUAUUACAAUCUUGUUACUUAAUUGGCUAAACUAAUCAGCGCGUUUUUACUAGAAGGUGCCAUGAGGCUAACUCUAAACAUUUUAUAUAGGGACUCAUUUUAAAUAGAGACUGUAUAAUAAUACCAGCCUUACUUAUUAUUACAGCCCAUUGUAAGCAAUUGAGUAAGCGCAAGAAUGUAUGGAAAGCCAGGACAUUUUAUUACCACAAUAAACAGCAUGUACAUUUUCAUCUUCAGUGUACUUUAAAAUUUUAACUAAUUGUUCAUCACAAUGAUGUUGGUGAGCAUCCUUCUAUCUAGUUUGCAAACGAGGGAAGAAAAUCUAAGGCUCACCUUUUUAAAAGCGCGUGAUUUUGGGUCUAUCAAUUUGUGAUGGAGAUGUGCUGGACCUGACAAGUGCUGAACAGCUGCCACUCAUUGUUAGAAGUUAGGCAUGACAGCGUCUCAAUUUGUACACCUGUACAAUGAAGGAACCAAAACCUGUGACCAGCUUCUGGAAGUAGCUCCCAUGACUUCUCUGGCACCACACAGUAAGUCAGUGGUAAUACUGGAACUUAACCUUGGGAAGUCCUGUAUUUAUGGACAUAUUCAUAUGGAUACAUAAUUGGUAUACACACAAGUUGGAAAUUCUGUAUUUUAAGCACAAAGUUUAUAUAACCUCAAACAAAUUGCUCUCAUGAAGUUUGAAAUGGGUUCAAUUAUUAAAUUCAAGUGCUUACUUUCUAUGUUUUCAUAGGUCCACUCCUAAAUCAAAAAUAAAUAUUCACUUUCUUUGUUCCACUAGUUUUAAAGAACAAAAAUCCCUAUAAUAACCUAGGAAACUUAACAAACCUAGGUUUCUUAGGUUUCUUAGGUCUUGCAUCUUGUGCAUCCUUACCUUUUGUGCUUACACUCCUAUUUCUAUUCCCUUUGCCUUGCUGACAGACCAGAUAAGAAAAAUCAAAAUACCAUGUUUUAAAGCUCUAAUGCAACUGGUAAACUUGGUGGAGAGAGAAUUUGAAGGUGAUGAGCCAGAAAAGAAAGGAAUUGUUACUGAGACUACUUGCUUGGCUGUGGUAGCCAAAUAUGUAUUUUAUUGGUGCCUAGCGGACAGGACACUGGAUGGAGAUUCGAGAGACCUAUUUUACCUCUGCAGUUGACCCUAGGGAUGGAACACAUAAGCAUUAUGAUAAUACAAAACAACAAUUUAACAAGAAGAGAAAUAUGCUGUAUUGUAUGUUUGGUCUUCUUGGGUUUUUUUGUUUGUUUGUUUGAACAAACUGGUUUAACAACCUGUUUCUGUAGAGAUCAUUGAAAGGCAGAGACAAUUAUUCAACGGGGCAAGAGCAAAAAGGACCGGAUACUUGCGAAGAAAUGUGUACAUCCGUCAGUGACUGAGAAGAAUGUCUGCUUGCAAAAGGAUAUUGGGUACCAUGUUUGAUAACUGUUGAUCUUCAGUAAUAAAGUCCCUUUAAUUUCCAACAGAUUAAAAUAUCACAAACAACUGCCCUUUUGUAAAACAAAGCGAGGGAAAAACAAUCCUACUUGGCAACAAUGAGGAGUAACAGUGAAGAACAAAUGUGCAUGACACAUCGUUUGAGGAGAAAACUAUGCAAUGCAAUGGCUGCUGGAUCCUGCUGAGUUUACAAUUUAUAAAGUUCUGGAGGACUGGGAAUGCUACUGAGAAGAGGCACAGCAGUCAGCACUACCUUUGUAUUUUCACUUCUGUAAGCUUCCAGGAAGAGUUAUGGGAAUCCGCCUACUUCGCUUCACUUCUGUGGUGAUCAUUGUCUUGCUUCUUGUAGCAGGUGCUUUAACAGCGUUGCUUCCCAAUAUCAAAGAUGACAAAAUGCCCAAUUCAAGAAGGGAACCAAAAACUCAGAGUCAGUCUGCCUUGGAUUCAUUUACUCUUAUUAUGCAGACAUACAAUAGAACUGACUUACUGCUAAAACUUUUAAAUCAUUAUCAAGCCAUUCCCCACCUGCACAAGGUAAUUGUUGUUUGGAACAAUGUUGGUGAGAAGAUACCAGAGGAAAUGUGGAAUUCCCUGGGGCCUCAUCCUGUCCCUGUUGUCUUUAAAGUUCAAACUGUAAAUCGCAUGAGGAACAGACUCCAGAAUUUCCCUGAGCUGGAAACAAAAGCUGUUUUAAUGAUGGAUGAUGAUACUCUAGUCAGUGCGCAUGACCUUGCUUUUGCCUUCUCUGUUUGGCAGCAAUUUCCAGAGCAGAUAGUGGGAUUUGUUCCUAGAAAGCACAUUUCUACUCCUUCAGGUGUAUACACUUAUGGCAGCUUUGAACUGCAGAACCCUGGAUUUGGAAAUGGAGAUCAGUAUUCUAUGGUUCUUAUUGGUGCAGCAUUUUUCCACAGUGGAUAUCUAGAGGAGUUUCAAAAACAGCCAGAAGCUGUUUAUGCCUUAAUAGAUGAAACUCAAAAUUGUGAUGAUAUUGCCAUGAAUUUUCUAGUGGCAAAGCAUACUGGAAAGUCUUCAGGAGUGUUUGUGAAGCCUGUUGAUAUAAGAAAUUUAGAAAAAGACACUAACAGUGGCUAUUCUGGAAUGUGGCACCGAGCAGAGCAUUUGUUACAGAGAUCUUAUUGUGUAAACAAACUGGUUAAUAUUUAUGAUGGCAUGCCCUUAAGAUAUUCUAAUAUCAUGAUUUCUCAGUUUGGUUUUCCUAAUUAUGCCAAUCACAAAAAUAAAAUGUAAACUAAUCUGGUUAAGAGGGCAGAUGUUAAACAAUGCUCAGUGAAUUGUCCUAAGUGCAAGGAUAAAUAAAGUAUAGAUCACUGCCUCUUGGUUAUCCAUAUUCAUAGCCUCUGAAUUUUUUCCAUAUGGCUUUUUAUGUAUUUUUUUUCCUUUCUUAUUAAUUCUGCAAACUAACGCCUGUAUGUUAAUGUUUAGGUGUAAUAAAAUUAUCCUGUUUCCUUAAAACCGGAGAAGCUUUUACAGUUAAUUACAGGCCAGCUCUUCAGAAACAUGCACACAAAAAUGCACUCUUAAUUAGGAGUUUUGAUUUACCUUUUUUUUUCUUUUUGUAAUAUAGGUAUCUAGUCAAAUGAUGUCUAGGAAUAUUUUUGAUAGUCACUUGUUGAGACAACUCCUGCCUUUUCCCUUCCUCUCCCUUCUUGCCUCCCUCCCAAGUCCCCAUGAAACUACAGAAGGGCUACAGUAAGCUGUUGGCUAGGCUUCGAAGCUCCUGUACAAAACCCCUUUGAAGUUUGUGUAUAAGCUAUUAUUCUGUAUUCUGAGAUGUUCCUGAAGCUGAUGUGAAGGCAAACCAGAAGAGUACCACACCUUAAUCUCAGUCCUAAAACCACUGCCUACAACAUCUGCUAUUGCUAGGAUAGUGGAUA